Messenger RNA from Mercenaria mercenaria, 4042 nucleotides. RefSeq names its product calmodulin-beta-like. NCBI's taxonomy places the organism in Eukaryota, Metazoa, Mollusca, Bivalvia, Venerida, Veneridae. The transcript is spliced from 8 exons. The record is from RefSeq and is a predicted model, not a curated record. Gene Ontology annotation, molecular function: calcium ion binding; enzyme regulator activity. Bases 1900 to 2457 code for a protein of 185 amino acids.
AUUAAAUGUGAAAUCUUAAUAGUAAUUACAAAGCGAUGAGUGUUUUAUAUUUGCUACAAAUAGGUGAUUAAUUUAACGUAGUGAAAAAAAUAGAAUAGAAUCGAAAAUGUGGUAAUUGUUGAUAAUGUAAACGUUGAAAAUGUUAAAAGAUAUUUAGGCCGACAAAUUUAGAUAAUCUAAUUUUAGUAUCAAUAUUAAGAUAUUGUAAAUUGUAUUCGAUAUUAUUUAAUUGUCAUAUCUGUUUGAUUAUUAUCAAACGUUAAAAGGUAAUAUGAUAAGAUCAAAAUUCUUUUUCCCAUUAAACUAGUCAUACCAUAUUACAAAAUAAUACAAAACAUGUUGAUGGUCAAUGACAUAUUUGGAGUAUCGGGGAAACAUUUCAAAACCCACGUUCUGUGUCAUGUAACCUACACCAAAGGAAUUAAUGGUUGCAUUUGAAAUGCAACACGAGCUGUAUUGAUUAUCGCAUUAUACUUUAUCAUAAAAUAAUACAAUAGCGUGUUUUAAAGUUAUUAUUUUACUUUUCAUUUAUUAAUAAAUGAUCUUACAUUGCAACAUGCUAACACAUUUAACAAUUAGCAAAAUAUAUUGUCACAAUUUCUGCUUUAAAAUCAAAAAAUUCUUUACAUUUUCAUGAAAUCAGUUUAGAAAAAAAAUUUAAAGAGUAGAUAAACCAACAGUUUCAUUUAAUGAGCGUGCAUCAAGCAUGAACAUGCGGGAUGGUUCGAUUCAUUAGAUAUAAGAUAAAGUUCAUGUUGUCUUUUAAAUUUGGUUUUCCAAAUAAAGGUAAAUCCAUUCAUUUAGAUGAUACGAUUUGUUAGAUGUAUCUCUGAUUGCUGAGUUACAGACCUAUUCAAAAGUCUGUAAUUGCUUUAAUGCAUGCAAAAUUCAAAUUAGUUUACUGUUCUACAAUUGUCGCGUUCUGUUGUAAUAUGAGAUAUUUUUUACAUCCAUUUAUACAUGUAAAUAAAAGAUAACACGCAAUUUUAAAUAGUUAACUUAUUUUCCUUCCAAUUAUAUUAUUUUCCAUUUAAUACAAAAGCAAUAUUGCGAUACUUGUGUCAAUUUCUUACACAUUGUAGCUACAGUAAUAGCUUACAUCUACAAUAAAGGUGGCAUUUACUUAGAAAAGAAAACCGAAUUUAUAUUCAUUUAAUAAUAGUACGGAUUCACGAAAAUCACUAUAGUAUAAGCAGAAUUUAAAAAAAUUGAUUAUGGUUAAAUGUCUGAUGUAUACUUGAAAACAUUUUAGACAUGCAGGUUUACGCAAUAUGUCUGUGGAUGGUGAUACAAUUUGCUGCCAUCAUAAGUUCAUGUUUUGCAUGAAAAAGUUUACAAUUAAAAAGCUUUACAUCUAAAUAUCGUUUGGAAUAAUUUUGAGAUAUUUUCCUUUUAUUAGAUACAACUGAGUAAUAUUCCAAGUCUGAUAUUACAUCAACACCAAAUAAUUAUGUUUUACGCGUAACUGACUUUGAUAUAAGGUUCUUUAUUUGUUUUUCAAAUGGAUUUGUUUUAUAAUUAGCAAUGAAAAGAUACAAAAUCGAUCAAAACUAAGGCAGGGAAACUUUCUGAUAAAUUAACACGACAAAGGCUUUCUACCAAUAGAGAGAGAUUUUUUCCCUAAUUUGCAAGGUAUUUGCAAAGAAUUGCGCAUGUAGUUUGCAUUUAGGUAGAAUAUUUCAGAACUAUUGUAGUUUUAAUUACCUUGGAAAGUUUAGCGAUUUCCUCUUUACACACAAUUUUCUAAUAUUAUUCAAGUUGGAAUUGAAAAAGACUUUAGUUUAGUUAUUCUUCGCUUGUAACGACAAGGUGACUGUAAAUGUUUUUGAACCAAUGUGUAACAAUUAUUUGUCACUAAACUAGACAUAAGGAACACGAUAUACAAUUUGACCAGAAGAAAUGAAUUGCUGCACAAAGAGUCCGGAAAAGGCAAGUGGUAAGCGUAACAAAGAUUCACAAGAGAGGACAAUGGAAAAAGGACACGACACUACAGACAAGGCAGAGAGAAAUUUCGAUUCAGAAAUACGAGAGCUGUUUCGACUGUUUGAUACCAACAAUGACAGAUCUAUAUCAGCACAGGAGCUUGGCAAGGCAAUGAGGUUUCUAGGUAUGAGUCCUACACAACAGGAGGUAUCAGACGCCAUGAGAACACUAGAUGUUAACGGUAACGGUAGAAUCGAAUUUCAAGAAUUUUACUCGUUUAUGCAAGCAGAGAUGUCUAAAGUCAGUGAUGGCGACUUUACGAAUAAAGAAGAAGUUAUACGUUCAGCCUUUAGAACGUUUGACAAAGACGGUAAUGGUUUUAUUGACGCCAAGGAGUUGAGAAUAGCCAUGAAGAAACUCGGAGAAAGUUUAACAGACAAGGAAUUAGAGGAUAUGAUGAAGCAGGCAGAUGUUGAUGGUGACGGUAAAAUAAACUAUGAAGAAUUUGUCAAGAUGUGGUGUGAAGCCACAUAAACCUUCUCGCAUAACAAACAGCAAGAAGAGGUCUUAAGCAUAUACUAUUUUGCACUUAUUGAAAUCGGUAUUAAGUGCAAUAUUAUUGUAUCAAAAAAGGAUUGAAAGCAGAAUUAAGUCUAUCUCUGCUGUACGUUCAGUACAUUAAAAUACAGCUUACAUUUGUCGUAAGCUUACGCUUAUUUCAGUUUGUAUACCUUCUAGAUUAACUCAAUACUACUUUCAGGUUUUGAUCGACCUUGACAAUCAGUGUUUAAUAAUUUUCACUUGUAUUAUGUCUAUUUCCGUACUUUACAAGCUCAUUUUAGUGUACAUAUCGAAUUGUUUAUUGUAAGGAAAUGUGAACCAAAGACAGUCUUUUGUUUAGUCUAAUAUUGCAUGCUAGCUAAAGAUCUCCAUUUCCUACUUUGUACUUUGUAUUUCUUUCAUCAUAUAAAAAGAUAAUGGAUUUACUAAGGUAUUAAUUGUUCCCCCUUAAUCAUUUAUUGGACUUUGCACAAGACGUAUAUACAUAUAAAUUGUAUUUGAAGUUGUUUAAUUCGUUAGCGAGUUUGUAACUGAAGCAUUAUAUAGACGAUUUUACAAGAUGCAUCAAGUAAUAUACAUUUGUGUAAGUAUAAAAAAAACUUGUUUAUUUCCUAUUGAGUUUGCUCAAGUUAAAAAAGGUAUAUUAUUUUUAAUGUUAAAACUUGAUUGGUGAGAGUAAAUGCAUUUGAAUAUUAUCUGUCUUUUGCUCAGUAACUGAACGGAUAUUUUAUUACAUUUUACAUUUGAAGAAGGUUUGCACGGAAUGUUUGGACUCGUUGUUAAUUUGGAGAUUUGAAGUAAUAAUAAUAUUUAGAUAUUUAUAUUGCAUUCAUGAACAUUUUGAUUAAAAAUGAAUAACACAUGUACAUAUUUGCUGAUUUUGUAUUAUAUUACUAACCGAUUCUAGAGAUUAAAUGUUGUAUUUUUCACAUGAUCAAUGGCAUUGUGUUUGUAGUAAACUGAUACAGCAAUAACCAUGUUAAACAAUUUACUUUUUAUGUAUUUCUAUUAUAUCAGAGUAAUUGGUAUUUACCAUAUGCUGUUUAUAGAGUAAUACAAUUGUCGAAAUAUGUGGCCUUUUUCACAUGAUAACGUUCAAAAUGGCAACUUCUGUGAAUCUCGAGAAUGCACUUAACAGGGCAAAUGAGCUGUUUCUGCCGAUUUCAUUCUAAUGAAUAGAUUGAUAUAUAUUUACUGAUAUAUUACUUAUAUUAAAUGAAAAUAUAUGAGAAAAUUCCAAUGUCAUCGACAUGAUGUACAAUCAAUAAGAAACUGUAUGUUUUCUCCAGCCGAACUCCUGCAGAAGUAUAUGAACUGAUUUUAAUAUUUUUAUAAAUCUUCACAGAAUUAUUGAGAAUGUAAAACGUACACACAUCGAGAAUGAAUGUAGUAAAUAGAUAAAUGAAUAAAAAUAAAACAAUUUAACACAAACACUGGGACAUUCCCUUUUUAUCAUGUUUAAAAAUAGUCAUUGAAACAUACAUUCAGAAUGACUAGAUUGUGCGGAUCAACAUUGUUCUAGCUUUUUAUAUUGAUGAAUAAAAUUUAUAAAUAUAAA